Molecule: messenger RNA, 2379 nt
Organism: Lampris incognitus (smalleye Pacific opah)
Lineage: Eukaryota; Metazoa; Chordata; Actinopteri; Lampriformes; Lampridae
Gene: irf8
Product: interferon regulatory factor 8
Exons: 9
Coding region: 107-1378 (423 amino acids)
Biological process (GO): regulation of transcription by RNA polymerase II; immune system process
Cellular component (GO): nucleus
Molecular function (GO): protein binding; DNA-binding transcription factor activity, RNA polymerase II-specific; RNA polymerase II cis-regulatory region sequence-specific DNA binding
Source: RefSeq, a predicted model, not a curated record
AGUGAGAGAGAGGAGGGACGCCGGGCCAGUGUGCAGGAUAAAUACCGCUGACACGGGGCGAAAACCUUGAGUUUAUUGCUUCUCAAACAGCGUUUUCUGUGUGGAGAUGGCCAACGCGGGAGGUCGGAGGCUGAAGCAGUGGCUGGUGGAGCAGAUCCAGAGUGCACAGUACUCUGGACUUCAGUGGGAGGAUGAGAGCCACACCAUGUUUCGCAUCCCGUGGAAACACGCAGGCAAGCAGGAUUAUAACCAAGAAGUGGACGCAUCCAUAUUCAAGGCGUGGGCAGUGUUUAAAGGCAAGUUCAAGGAGGGGGACAAGGCUGAGCCGGCAACAUGGAAGACCAGGCUGCGCUGUGCCCUGAACAAAAGCCCAGACUUUGAGGAGGUGACGGAGAGGUCUCAGCUGGACAUCUCGGAUCCCUACAAGGUCUACCGCAUUGUGCCUGAGGAGGAGCAGAAGAUUGGUAAAUGUUCAUCAAUGGCCAUGGCAGUUACUUCAGUUGACAUCACGGACUGCAGCUCUGCAGACAUCGAUGAGCUUAUUAAAGAGACAUCAAGUGAUGACUGGAGCCACUCUCCUCAAGAGGAAGGCUGUAGCAUCCAGGCCAGUCCAGAGUACUGGUCCCAGGGCAACAUUAAUGGCUUCCCGUUGCAUCAAGACCCUUUGCCAGUGGGCUCUUUCAGUUCAGCUUUUUCCCAGAUGAUGAUCAGUUUCUACUAUGGCGGGAAGCUUAUGCACAGCACGCUGGUUUCUCAUCCUGGCGGCUGCCGGAUCUCCCCUGGUCACCAGCACCCGCUGCGCGGCACCCUUUACAGUUCAGAGACCAUGCAGAGCGUCCACUUCCCCCCUGCUGAGCUUAUCGAGUUUGAGCGCCAGAGACACGUCACGCGCAAGCUCCUGGGCCACCUGGAGAGGGGCGUGCUAGUCCACGCCAACCGGGAGGGCGUCUUCAUCAAGAGGCUUUGCCAGAGCCGAGUGUUCUGGAGCGGACUAGGGGAAAUGGGUCCCCAGUGCAGCCCCAUGCCUUGCAAACUCGAGCGGGAUGCCGUGAUCAAGAUUUUCGACAGCGCGAGGUUCCUUCAAGCCCUGAAUCUGUAUCAGGAGGGUCAGUUCCCUGCCCCCGACCCCACUGUGACUCUGUGUUUUGGAGAGGAGUUCAGCGACCUCAACACAGCCAAGAACAAACUAAUCAUUGUCCAGAUCACAGCUAUGAACUGUCAGCAGCUGCUGGACAGAGUGAAUAUACGGCGCCCCCAGCCCUACAGUACCAGCCCCAACCUGGACAUGUCUGAUGAGAUGGCCAGUAACCAGUUGGCCCGCAUCUACCAAGACCUGUGUAGCUACAGUGGCUCCCAGAGGAUGCCCAUUACUGCCUAGGGGCUCUCAGCAAGUUUAACAGAACCGACAGGCGCUCAUUAGCAUAGGCAGCAUGGACACAGCUCUAACACGGGCUCUGCGGCGUAACAUCUGUUUCGCUAUUGUUAAAGAUACAAGCCGCAAUUGAUGUGUGGCGCAGGCUGUACGCUCCAUUUCUGCCAUUGUUUUGGUCAGAUUUUGUAAAAAAAAAAAAAAUGUCCGCUUUAUUACUCACAAAUGAGAAAACCAGCUGAUGCCACGUCACUCUCAGUUCCCUUUGACACCUUCAGUUGUCUCCAUUUCUCAAACAAGUUCACAAUAACCUUAUCCCACUUUUGACCCAGUGGGGAGAUACGUUGCGUUUCCUGUCAGUGGAGCGCCUAUGUUGUCGCAGUACUCCACAUAGCCAUGGCGGUGCAUGCCAUUACAGAUUGUACCUUUUUUAAGAGAGCUGCCUGCAAGCUGAAGAGGAGAAUGUAGCAUAGAGAACUAGACCAUUGCAGUUCAGCACACAGAUCUCUCAGGGGUUUUUUUUAAAGAUUUUUCAUAGAUCCAGUUUUCAUCACUGUCAGCUAGCUAGCUAGCUACCUUCAAAUUCAGUUAAAAUAAAUAUGGAGUUACUGGUGAACUUUGGACAGAUGGAUGUUUUUUUUUCCCCCCCUGACUUGGUGUGUUAGUCUCAAGCACAUUGUAAAAGUGCAUUGCAUACACAUUGUAAGACCCAAGGUUUACUACUGCAUAAGUUCUCAAGAUUUAGUCUUCUGGUUGACAUAUAUCAUCAUAUCAGUGUUUUUUGCAUCGUUGGAUAAAAUGACUAAAUGAAAAUAUAAUUGCUAACAUUUCACUUUAUAUUUUACUGUUUUGUAUUGUAGAUAAAUGUUUAUGAGGUGAUGAAAGUCGCAUAGGAUUUCAAACGUGAGGCUGUAAACAUUCCAGGAUAGGUUUUACUAUCUGGUAUUACCUCACACCGUUUUCAUGGAUCCUAAAUCUCGUCAUUUUCACAUCUUUUGAAUAAACAAAUU